GUGAGGCGGAGAUUGGAGGAGGAUUUCGGCAUUGACUUGUCCCAGAAAAAGAAGUUCAUUAGGGAGCAAGUCGAUUUAUUUCUCCAAAACGAGUUCGAAAAUGCCGAAGGUGAAGAGCAAGAACUCGAAGAAGAUGUUCAAUAGGAGAAAAUUAAAUCAGAGGAAACCGACGGGCUCUGAUUCGAACGAGGACGAUGUGGAGAGUAAAAAAGCCAGAAAUAAAAGGGCUCUCGUAAAGAAAGGGCCAAAAAGAGUCAAUAAUGAAGUUAAUAAAAGGGGCGGUGGUUUUAACAAAGUUUGUAAUCUUUCCCCACAACUUCAGGAACUUCUAGGAGUCCCUUCAUUGGCGAGGACUGAGGUAGUCAAGCAAGUAUGGGCUUAUUUCAGAGAGAGAAAUUUGCAAGACCCAGAUAACAAGAAAAAUGUAAUUUGUGAUGAAUCAUUGCAUGCACUUUUUGGUGUUCAUUCCAUUGAUAUGUUUCAAAUGAACAAAGCCCUGUCAAAGCAUAUUUUACCCUCGGAUUCAGAUGAAGUUGUCUCAGCCAAGUUAACAGAGAAAGAAAAGGCAGACAAGCAUCAGAGAGAAGCAGAUCCGGAUGAACCACAAGGAAAGGAAAAGCGACAGAAGGGAUUUCUUGCUCCUCUUCAACUUUCAGAUGCACUAGUAAAAUUUCUUGGUACCGGAGAAAAUGAGCUCACUUGGGCCGUUGUAAUAAAGAGACUGCGGGAUUACAUAAAAGAAAAUAACCUCCAGGAUCCGUCCGAAAAAAGGAAAGUAAUAUGUGAUGAAAAGCUGAAAGAACUCUUCGAUGUCGAAACGUUCCAUGGCUUCACUGUGACAAAAAUCUUAGUUUCUCAUUUUCUCAAGACAUGACAAUCCGAAUCCGAUGCUC
This is a messenger RNA of Hibiscus syriacus, 893 nucleotides long. RefSeq names its product upstream activation factor subunit spp27-like. Gene Ontology annotation, molecular function: RNA polymerase I cis-regulatory region sequence-specific DNA binding. The coding region runs from base 101 to 874 and encodes 257 amino acids. Gene Ontology annotation, biological process: transcription initiation at RNA polymerase I promoter; nucleolar large rRNA transcription by RNA polymerase I. Gene Ontology annotation, cellular component: nucleus; RNA polymerase I upstream activating factor complex. The record is from RefSeq and is a predicted model, not a curated record. Lineage: Eukaryota; Viridiplantae; Streptophyta; Magnoliopsida; Malvales; Malvaceae. The transcript has 6 exons.